Nothobranchius furzeri (turquoise killifish) is the source of this 2124-nucleotide messenger RNA. The record is from RefSeq and is a predicted model, not a curated record. Lineage: Eukaryota; Metazoa; Chordata; Actinopteri; Cyprinodontiformes; Nothobranchiidae.
UGUAACACAAACAGUACCUGCUCAGACAGAAUCAAGAAACCACUGCAGAAUAUGAAAUCAGAAAUGUUGUGUCAAUGUGCAGCAGGGUUUAGCGACGCGAUAGCUUAGCAUGAAAGGAUGAGGUGAAACCAGAGAAGCUGUUAAGAUGCAGACGUGCGUGUGAUGAAGCGGCACUGAGCUGUGACAAACAGAGAAUGUGAUGCGUAGAUAACAGCCACUUCAGGGACAAAACCCUUAAGUAACAGCCUGGAGAUGAAACAUGGCGAAUUAAAUGACUAAUUAAAAAUAACCUGCAUUUUAGAUGAAUUUGGAGUCAGUGCAUUCUAAAUUGUUUUUAAAUGUUGCAGAGUUUACCAUCAGCGUGUCUCGAUGUUCAUCCUGUAAGUGUGUGUUCUGAGUGUGUACAGCCAACCCGAUAAGAAUCAGAAAAACACAUCUGUUUGCUCACGCUACGGCCACCUCUCCGCUCAUGGUUACCAUCUCACUCCCCAUCCCAAAGGAAGAUGCUGUUGACACGACAUCAGCCGUCAGAGAUGACUCUAGGAAGCACAACUCUGCAAAAAAUGAGACUGAAGCUGUUUAAGUGUUUUGCAGGUGGGCGAGUCGGAGAGUCACAGCUGCAGCUGAUUUCCAUCAGCAGGGCCAGAGGAUUUAAGGAGCGGCAUUGCCACACUUCAGCACCGGUUGGUACUCUAUUGUUGGUACCAACCCUGGAUUCUAGCCUCGGUUCCUGUCUGCCUGAAGUGUGCCAUACUUUCAACGUCGCUCAGCUCCUCUGGCCUCCCGCUCUCCACCGCUCACCUGUCCUGGAUCGUACACUUCUACCUGCUACUCCUCUCCACCAGACAAUCUCCAGCUCAGACCUGACUUGCCUCCCUCUCCUGCUCAAACCCCCGCUCCGUACCGUAAGACUCUUCCACCAUUAUCCUGCUGUGUUUUCCUGGUUCUCAGUUUACUGUAUUCAUCUCGUUACCUUUUGUUUUAGAAUCGGAGUUAACCCUCCGGCCCAGUUUGGAUCAGCGCCCUUCGUUCUCGUGAAUUUUCUUUAUAAUAAAACAUUUGUACUUUUACUUACCUCUCUCUCCGUGUGUGAUUCUUUCAUGUGGGUAAAAAGACUUCAACCCAGCAUGACAAUUAUGCAGAUUUAUAAAAAUAAAAGAAAACUGAAAUAUCUCAGGGUGCUACGUAAUCAGACCCUUUGCUCAGUAUUUAGUUGAAGCACCCUUCUGAGCUAAAACAACCAACGAGUCGUCUUGGUAAAGAUGCAGCAAGUGUCUCACACCUGGACUUGGGGAUCCUCUGCCAUUCCUCCUUGUAGAUCCUCUCCAAUUCUUUCAAGUUAGAUGGUGAAAAUUGGUGGACAGCUCAAUUGUGUUUAAGUCAGGGCUCUGGCUGGGCCAUUCAAGAACAGUAAAGCUUCUCCUUUGUUAAUUUAGCUGUGUGUUUAGGGUCAUUGUCAUGUUGGAAGGUAAACCUUUGGCCCAGUCUGAGGUCCUGAGCACUCAGUAGAAUGUUCUUGUCCAGGAUAUCCCUGUAUGUGGCCAAAUUCAUCGUUCCAUUGAUUGUAACCAGUCCUGUCCCUGCAGUUGAAAGACACCCCCACAAAAUGAUGCUGCCACCACCGUUCUUCAACGUGGAGACUUUAUCGGACAAGUUAUGAGCAGUGCCUUAUUUUCUCCACACAUACCGCUUAGAAUUAAGGCCAAAAAGUUCUAUGUUGGUUUCAUCAGACCAGAGAACCUUAGUUCUCACCAUCUUGGAGUCCUUCAGGUGUCUUUUAGCAAACUCCAUGCAGGCUUUCAUGUAUCUUGCACUGAUGAGAGGCUUCUGACUAUCCACUCUGCCAUAAAGCCCUGACUGGUGGAGGGCUGCAGUGAUGGUUGACUUUCUACAACUUUCUCCCAUCUCCUGACUGCAUCUCUGGAGCUCAGCCACAGUGGCCUUUGGGUUCUUCUUUACCUCUCUCACCAAGGCUUUUCUCCCCCGGUACCUCAGUUUGGCUGGACGGCCUGCUCUAGGAAGGCUUCUGGUCAUCCCAAACUUCUUCUGGAAUAUGGAGGCCACUGGGCUCUUAGGAACCUUAAGUACUGCAGACAUUUUUGUAACCUUGGCCAGAUCUGUUCC